AUUACUCAGAAGGGCGAAGCUUGGUGACACGCAAGAGUCCACGGUUGUGAAACUAUACUACCAUCCCUGUUCUUGUAAAUUAUGAAAAGGAAGAACUAACAAAGAACAACUAUAGCUGAGCGAAUUACUUUUGUUUGUGGGUUUUCUUGGUUGAAUAUCAGGGUCGUAUGGGGUGCAACAGGUAGCCAGCCUUACCACUGAGAAUGGAAGACGUGUGAUUAUGUUUAUUCAAGGUAACCAUUUAAUCUCGGAUCGCUUUAAUGAACUCGAUAUAGUAGCCUAGGUUACUUUGUGAAACGUUAAGAAUAACGAUAUGUCCGCGCACGGGUUGCUGAGCAGCGUUUUCUCAUGCUCCUCGCAAACAUCCGAAACAAGGUCCAAACGGAGACUGAGAAAGACUAUAAGUUUGGACCCAGCUUUGAUAAAACGCGAUGGGACUGAACCGGAUGGGACAUCUGGUCAAGCAGAUGACCAAAAGUCGCUCCGAGCCUCAAACGAAAGCCUCUCCAAACUAGACGCGCGCCUUACUACAGCCGGAGUUAAACACUGUCAAUCUGCAUCCUCAAGCCUGUCAAUAUACUUGGAUACUUCUGGCCAUUUCGACAAUGAUUCAAAAGCCACUAAAAGAAACCCCUAUACUCCAACCGGAAGCUCAAACACUUUAUUUUCACCUAGAAAGUGGCUUCAAAAGAAGCCAUCUCCACCAUCCAUCCCUCAUUCAAAUGCUGCAUGGACAUCUGAAGAUGACUUCACAUGGAACAGCAUGUCAGGGCUGAGCGUGCCUCUGAAGCCGGUGCUCCUCCAGAGCCUCUCAGAGUUGGAGAGAGUCCGCCUGCAGGAAGUGGCCUUCAGCAGGCUGCUCCAGGACUACGACCUGGGUUGCCAGAUCACCAUCCCCAAAGAUGGUCAAAAGCAUAAGAAGUCACUCAGGAGGAAGUUGGAUUCAUUGGCCAAAGAGAAGAGUAAAGAAAAAGAGUCUAUGCCCCAGGCAUUCGGUAUAACGCUGUCGCAGGUGAUCUCUAACGACCGUGCCCAGAAGCAGCGUCAGGAGCUCCAGACCCAGCGAGAGGAGCACCGGGACGCCAGUGACCUGGUGUGCUCCCUCUUGCGCCUCACCUCCUGGAGGAGCACUAAGGACAAGGAGCUGUCCAGCAGCAACUCCUCCCUCAGUUCCAACUCCGAAACGCCCAAUGAGUCCCCUUUGCCCAACACACCCGAGGCACCACCACGCACAUGCAGGAGGGGAGGAGUGUCUGUGGAUUACAUCACUGACCUGGAUGACAACCAGUCUCGUCUGCUGGAGGUCCUGCAGCUGUCCCUACCAGCCGAGACACCCAGCAACAAGAAGAAGCAGAGGGACAAGAAUCUCAGCCUCAACCAUAUCUUUCGACAGGUGCCCAGGGUAGUGGAGAGCUGCUGCCUGUACCUGGAGAAACAUGGUCUACAGACUGUUGGCAUUUUCCGUGUAGGGAGCUCAAAGAAGAGGGUACGGCAGCUGAGAGAGGAAUAUGACCAGGGUGUGGAGGUCCAACUGGAUGAGGAGCACUGUGUCCAUGAUGUGGCUGCGCUGCUCAAGGAGUUCCUGAGGGACAUGCCUGAUCCCCUACUGACCAGGGAGCUCUACACCGCCUUCAUCAACACCAUGUUACUGGACCAUUCAGACCAGGAGAUCACCAUGCAGCUGCUGAUGUGCCUGCUCCCACCCUGCAACAGUGACACCCUGCAACGCCUCCUGGAGUUCCUGGCCACGGUGGCCGCCCAUGCCCAGGACGGCCAGGACAGGGACGGACUGGAGAUCACAGGGAACAAGAUGACAUCGCUCAACCUGGCCACCGUCUUUGGGCCGAACCUUCUACACAAGCAAAAGAGCUUGGACAAGGAGUUUGCUGUGCAGAGUUUUGCCCGUGCCGAGGAGAGUACAGCCAUCAUAGGCGUGGUACAGAGGAUGAUCAACACAUACGAGACCCUCUUCAUGGUGCCUCCUGACCUGCAGAAUGAGGUUCUAAUGAGUCUGCUGGAGACGGAUCCUGAUGUGGUGGAUUACCUACUGCGGAGGAAGGCUUCUCAGCACUCUGGUCCAGGCCUGCUAAUGAUUGAGGAUCCCUUCUCUCUGAGUGAGAGGCGCUGCUCCAGUGACUCCAACAAGGCCUCCAGUGCGGAUGUGUCCCCCUAUGAAAUGAACUCUCCAGUGCUGUCGGAGCUCUUGCUCUCCCAAGACCAGGGGGACAGCAGCCCCCUCUCUGACAAGCUCUUCAAGGUCCCUGAGCAGUAGACACUGGUGGGCCACGUCAAAGGUUGUCCCAGCGACAGCUACAUUACCACUCACCAUCCACAGGCAAAGGGGAAAGAGAAAGGGGAAUAUACCUAGUCAGUUGUACAACUGAAUGCAUUCAGCUGAAAUGUGUCUUCCGACAUUUAACCCAACCCCUCUGAAUCAGAGAGGUGCGGAGCUGCCCAAUGAUCAAGUUGGCCAUUUCAUCUCUGAAAAUAGCACUAAUACACUGUAUUGUAUAUUGCUGCUUAAUAUGAAGAAUAUUUCGGAUUUUUCUAUUAGACACACCUGAUGAACAUUUCUGGGGUUUCUGGCAUUCCUCUCUAAGGAAAAGGUUUAUUUAUGGAUCAUCAUAUCACUGGUACGUUCAUUGUCUUUGAAUAGCAUGUCUCAUUCUUUGUUCUUUGAAACUCUGCAACCUAGAAUAAAUGACAUGUUCACUAGGUGGAGAUAAGACUUUGAUUAUGUGUAAAUGGUUUCCCCCAGUUUCCCAUGGC
Messenger RNA from Oncorhynchus nerka (sockeye salmon), 2769 nucleotides. RefSeq names its product rho GTPase-activating protein 6-like. Gene Ontology annotation, biological process: signal transduction. The transcript has 11 exons. The record is from RefSeq and is a predicted model, not a curated record. Bases 314 to 2272 code for a protein of 652 amino acids. Lineage: Eukaryota; Metazoa; Chordata; Actinopteri; Salmoniformes; Salmonidae.